AUGCCCUCCAGGACGUUUCGCGACAACUUCCAUGAGAUCAUGUGGUCCGAGCUGCGGAGAGCCGUCUUGGCUUGGGAGUUCCACGAGGAGCGAAGGAUUCAGCUGCGGUCCACCUAUGGCGAAAUUUCUCACUGGGAGGUCUCAGCUGUGACUGACAUGAGUGGCCUCUUUGAGGACCUCCGAGCUUUCAAUGAAGACAUUACCGCCUGGAAUACGACGUCUGUCACUGAUAUGAAGAGAAUGUUCAAGGAGGUCCAACAUUACCCGGAUCUUCGAUGGCGCAUCUUCCUUCCACCGGCCACCAUGUCCGGCAGGGACGGCUGUGAGUUAUGGCCCUUUCUGGUGGUGACCGUUGGCAUCACCUUUGUGCUGGUUUCGGACAAGAUGUACCAGGACUUAUGGGAGGAGUUUCCAGAGAUUGAGAGGCAUAGAUCUGCUUUGCAGAGGAUGGGCAUGACAGAUACGGAGAUUCAGAAACAGGUGCAAGACAUGAAGGCACGCCAGAGCGAAACAGCAGGAGUAAGUCCUCGAUAUCUUCUCUCCGACAGCUUCGCAUCAUUGGCAUCACAGCGAACUGGUAAGGCGGAUCCAGACUUCAAUGACAUGAAGGAUGCCUUCUGGCUAUGUGAUGAUCCACUAGGUCAAGAUGUCAACUGCCCGCGAGAUGGUCGCCCGGGCUGUGCGCUCGUGGAUUGGAUGCCAAGACUGGAGCGAGGGCAACAAACACAUUUCGUUUCUUGGACUUGGCGGUACAAGCUGUCGCAAAUACAUAGCGCGGUGGCAGUCUUCCAGUCAGAGUCGACAAGCGACGCCUUUUUCUACAUGUGUUUUUUCGUCAACAACCAGCAUCGGAUUUUGCUGGAGGCAUCCGGAGUGGGAAGCCAGGAACUGGAGAACAUUUUCGAAAGCAACCUUACACGCGUAGGCCAGAUGGUAGCGAUCCUCGAUACUUGGGACCAGCCUACAUACCUCACUAGGCAACUUGGACCCCAAAAGCCUAGGAGUCUUUUCAAAUCCGUUUUGUUGUCAAGGGUUCUGCAGUUCCACCGGUUCUAUCAGUAA
Messenger RNA from Symbiodinium pilosum, 1062 nucleotides. The record is from the annotation of a GenBank genome assembly. NCBI's taxonomy places the organism in Eukaryota, Dinophyceae, Suessiales, Symbiodiniaceae.